AUGUCGACAACACUGAACGAGCUCUCCGACGCCUACAUCGACGACGUCAUCGCCAAAUUAAAAACCGAAAUUCAGAUGAAACCGCUCGUCGCUCGCUCUCCACCAACCCAAAAAUCGGCUGAAAAAUCCGAAAAACCGCUGGAAAAUGGAAAUCUGGGAAAAAUCGAUAAUCUUCCAUGGAAAAUUGAACUUGGAUUUUUCUGA
Caenorhabditis briggsae is the source of this 204-nucleotide messenger RNA. The record is from RefSeq and is a predicted model, not a curated record. The transcript has 2 exons. Bases 1 to 204 code for a protein of 67 amino acids. NCBI's taxonomy places the organism in Eukaryota, Metazoa, Nematoda, Chromadorea, Rhabditida, Rhabditidae.